Dovyalis caffra is the source of this 1164-nucleotide messenger RNA. The record is from the annotation of a GenBank genome assembly. NCBI's taxonomy places the organism in Eukaryota, Viridiplantae, Streptophyta, Magnoliopsida, Malpighiales, Salicaceae.
AUGGGGAAUUACAGGUUCAGAUUGUCAGAUAUGAUACCAAAUGCCUGGUUUUACAAGCUCAAGGACAUGAGCAAAAGCAGAAAGAAGUACACCUCACAAGCUUUCAAGAAAAAACCACCUCCAGGAACUGUGGCAUCACAAAAACCCAACAUUUCUCAUCAAAGAUACUCUUAUUACUUCACCACAGAACCUGGCAGAGCUGAGAAAUUCCAUUACAAUUCACCUGUAAAUCCAAAAGCCUCAGAUACUCACUUCCCUGAUCAUCCACCGAGAAAAUCAUCCAAUAAAAGGAGUAAAAGAAAAACCAUUUACAAGCCUUCCCCAAAACUGGCCUCCACAUUCUCUGCUGAUUGUAGCUGUCGCGUUACGGUUAACUCAAACCUGACCAAGUCUAUUCCCGGUGAUUCACCUGAUGACUACUGUAGCUCUCCUGUUGAGAGCUCCUGUGAUGAGCUGGACUUCCCAUCGGAAUCUGAUGAAGAUGAUGGUUUUCUUGUUCCUGAUUCAAUGGAUCAUCAAUUAGCUUCCUGGUCUAGCUCUUGUAACUGUAAUGUUAGUUCUUCAACCGCUGACAUUAUAAUUGAUAUGAAUGAAGGAUCCUAUGAAAGGAAAAUCAAGGAGGUUGAAGGGUUUGGCAGGAUCGCUGAGCGAGAGCUUCCUCCUAUACUGACCAAGCCUGAAAAGUUCAACGACAAAUCGACUGAAGUUACUAAGUUCAGAAGAAAUUCAUCUAAAUUGGAGGAGGUCAAAGCACAUAGGUCUCUCUCUGUCAAGAUUGUCAAGGAGGAAAGCAUUAGGACUCAUAAAGAGCAAAAGAUCAAUCCUUCUACAAGAAAGUCAGCGAAUUCGACAGGGAUAAAACUCCGCGCAAAUACUCCAAGAAUUGCAAUCAGGAAAAUUCAGGCUUGUGCUCGAAAAAGUGUGUCAUUGCCAAGAAACAAGACCCUUUCAGAGAGUUUUGCAGUGACUAAGUCCUCAGUUGAUCCACAGAGAGACUUCAAGGAUUCAAUGAUGGAGAUGAUUGUGGAGAACAAUAUCUGGGAUUCAAAGGAUUUGGAAGACCUUCUUGCUUGUUACCUUUCACUAAAUUCAAAAGAAUAUCAUCAUCUCAUUGUUAAGGCAUUUGAGCAAAUCUGGUUUGACAUGACUGACCUUCACUUGUAA